ACAAACAUAGUUAGAGAGAGAAAGAGAGGAAAUAAUGAAUGAUGCAUUCUAUUUCUAUUUCUAUUUCUAUUUCUAUUUCUAUUCUUCUCCUAUAACUAUGAACCAUAUCAUAUCAUAUAAUAAAUAAAUUAAAUAAUUUAAUAAUACUCUCUAUUCAUUGUCUAUUCCAUGUUCAGUUGAGUGAUCAAUCAUAACCAACACAAACGCACACACUUUCCAUCUUUACAACAUUUUUGCUUGCCAAUCUCCAUUCUCUUCUCUCUCUCUCACUCUCUUUCUCUCUUUUUUGCUUUCUUAUUCUCUUUUUGUAGCGGUUUUUUAUUUUUGGUUUUCCAUGAUUGCAUCUCACCGGAAAAUCCUUUUUCCACCGUCGAUUCCCGAUCUCCGGUGACCGGAAAACCAUUUUCGUUUCCUCCUCCGACUCCCGGCAUGGGAAGCAUCAACAACAGCGUCGACACCGUUAACGCCGCCGCAACCGCCAUCGUCACUGCCGAAUCCAGAGUCCAGCCUACUACCGCGCCGAAAAAGCGCUGGGGAAGCUGCUGGAGCCAGUACUGGUGUUUUGGAUCUCGUAAAACCAGCAAGCGAAUUGGCCAUGCGGUCCUUGCUCCUGAACCUGUUGCACCAACAGGUCCAGCUGCUGCUGUCUCACUUGCACCAAAUCCUCCUACUGCCAUUGUAAUACCUUUCAUUGCCCCUCCAUCUUCUCCUGCAUCUUUUCUCCAAUCUGAUCCUCCAUCUGCUACUCAAUCACCGCCUGGAUUACUUUCACUCUCUGCUCUCGCUGCCAAUGCUUACUCUUCUGGUGGUCCUGCAUCCAUUUUUACCAUAGGUCCGUACGCCUAUGAGACCCAGUUAGUUUCUCCACCUGUAUUUUCCAACUUCACAACUGAACCAUCCACUGCUCCUUUUACUCCCCCACCCGAAUCUGUGCAGCAAACAACACCGUCAUCCCCUGAGGUUCCAUUUGCUCAAUUGUUAGCAUCUUCACUAGACCGGGCUCGUAGAAGUAAUGGCUCACAGAAGUUUGCAUUAUACAAUUAUGAUUUUCAGCCUUAUCAACAAUAUCCUGGAAGCCCAGGUGGCCAACUCAUAUCACCUGGAUCAGCAAUUUCAACUUCUGGCACCUCUACCCCGCUCCCUGAUAGACGCCCUACUCUUGAAUUCCGAAAAGGGGAAACGCCAAAGAUCUUGGGUUAUGAACACUUCUCCACUCGAAGAUGGAGUUCAAGGCUAGGAUCUGGAUCAUUGACACCAGAUGGUGCAGGGCAAGGUUCAAGAAUGGGUUCAGGAUCUUUGACUCCUGAUGGUGCUGGGCUUGCUUCACGAUUAGGUUCUGGGUGUGUGACACCUGAUGGUAUGGGCCAGGAUUCCAGGAUAGCUUCUGGCUCUGUGACACCUGAUGGUGCUGGGCCAAUGAAACAGGAAGCAUCUCUUGCAAAUUCAGACAAUGGACAUCAAAGUAAUGCAACAUUGGUGGAUCACCGAGUUUCAUUUGAAUUAACUGGGGAAGAUGUUGCUCGAUGCCUUGCAAAUAAAACAGGGCUCUUGCUUCGAAACAUGUCAGGGUCUUCACAGGGAAUACUGGCCAAAGACCCUGUUGACAGAGAAAGGAUACAAAAGGACACCAAUAGUUGCUGCAAUGUGUGUUCAGGGAAAACAAGUGAUAAGCCUGACAAUCCUCAAGGAGAAGGAGAGCAGUGCUGUAAUAAACAAAAUUCUGUAAAUUCUUCCAAAGAAUUCAAUUUUGACAACAGAAAAGGUGAUGAUUCUGGCACUUCUGCCAAUGGCUCUGAGUGGUGGACUAACAAGAAGGUUGCUGGGAAGGAAGGUAGAUCAGCCAACAGCUGGGCUUUCUUCCCAAUGUUACAAUCAGAAAUGAACUGAAGAUUCAGUUCAUUGCAACAUGACUUAACCUGUAUGGUAUAAGGCAAAAAGGAUUUUCCAUUUCUCUGCAGAACCUUUAGCGUACUGAAUGUAUAUUUAAAGACAUUGUUUUAAUUUUUAAAUGCAGUUCGUCAUGCCUCUGAGAAAAUUGUAGUAAAAUGUAUGAUUCAGUGAGACUCAGACUAAACAACAGUUGUUAUAGUCCUUCAAGACCCAAGGUAGAAUGCAAGGGGAGCAUGGUAGGUAGGUAGGGACCUAUAGAGUGGGUUAUAUUAUAUAAUUCUAUGGAACAUUUCUUCUAGCAUUUCAUCGUUUCAUGUAUACAGAAAUAGCAAAGUACAGGUAUUUCGUGUUGUGGAUUAUUAUUGUAUCAUUUCAUGUACAAUAAUGAAAAAAAAAAUUAUCCUUUUAUUUAUGUUUAUUUGUUAUUUGGGAUCUUGGAUUUAUAAGGAACCUGCACAUUUGAUGGGGUCUCCAGUUACAUGCCUGCAAUUGUUGCAUUGGUGGGGUAUAUGCUUAUAGGGUGGGUUCCCUGUAUAACUUUGUAUCUACAUGUUUACCUGUAUUUGUGCCCUUUAAUUAAUGCAUCAAUUGGGGUGCUACACUUGAGCUAGCACAAUAUGGUACCCAUCUGUCAUAAACUGAUGCAUGGUCCCCUUAUAUGAAUGUGCAGCUGAAAGGCUGCAACUAAGUCGUUCUGGCUCAUCAUUUGGUUCAAUUUGAUUCCUCAUUUCGAC
Molecule: messenger RNA, 2624 nt
Organism: Abrus precatorius (Indian licorice)
Lineage: Eukaryota; Viridiplantae; Streptophyta; Magnoliopsida; Fabales; Fabaceae
Exons: 2
Coding region: 430-1887 (485 amino acids)
Source: RefSeq, a predicted model, not a curated record